UUCCGUUGUCAGGGUGAAGGGUCGUGCAGGGUUUCCGUUCAGGGCUGUGUGGUGGACGACCGAGUGUUUUCGGUUGCGGUUGGCGAUGUUGUGUGGGCGCUCCGUUCGGGCCUGGUCCGCCGUCCGGGCCGCCGGGUGUCGGCGGUUCGGUGUAGCUGUCGGCCGCAGGGCGGCUGCUGGACAAGAUGGCAAGGCUUCAAAAGUUCAAGAAAAUGCACUCCGCCCUCUGUACUUGGAUUUCCAGGCAACAACACCAAUGGAUCCAAGGGUGUUGGAUGCAAUGCUCCCUUAUCAAGUCAACUACUACGGUAACCCUCAUUCAAGAACACAUGCAUAUGGCUGGGAGAGUGAAGCAGCUAUGGAGAAAGCAAGAAAGCAAACAGCUGCUGUGAUAGGAGCAGAUGAACGAGAAAUUAUCUUCACCAGUGGUGCUACAGAGUCGAACAACAUCGCCAUCAAGGGUGUUGCAAGGUUUUACAAAGCUAAAAAGAAGCACAUCAUCACAACUCAGACAGAGCACAAAUGUGUACUUGACUCUUGUCGCAUGCUCGAGACUGAGGGUUUUGAAGUUACCUAUCUGCCAGUGAAAACAAAUGGACUGAUUGAUUUGGAGGAAUUGGAGAAAGCAAUUCGACCAGAUACCAGUGUGGUGUCAGUAAUGACAGUGAACAAUGAAAUUGGGGUAAAACAACCAAUUGAAGAUAUAGGUCACAUUUGCAAAUCCCACAAGGUGUUUUUCCACACGGAUGCUGCACAAGCUGUUGGGAAAGUUCCCAUUGAUGUGAACAAAAUGAAGAUUGAUCUGUUAUCUAUCAGUGGUCACAAGAUCUAUGGGCCAAAAGGCGUCGGUGCACUGUACGUCCGGCGACGUCCACGGGUCCGAUUAGAAGCCUUGCAAAGUGGUGGCGGGCAGGAACGAGGCCUGCGUUCGGGUACAGUUCCCACUCCUCUGGUGGUUGGGCUUGGGGCAGCCUGUGAAAUAGGACUGCAGGAGAUGGAGCUUGAUCACAAGCACGUGUCCAAGAUGGCCAGACGUUUGGUGACCAAGAUAAUGAAUGCGAUCCCUGAUGUUAUUCUCAAUGGAGACCCUGAGAGGAGGUAUCCAGGUUGUAUUAACCUCUCGUUUGCAUACGUGGAAGGAGAGAGUCUUCUGAUGGCUUUGAAAGAUGUAGCUCUCUCAUCUGGAAGUGCAUGUACGUCAGCUUCUCUGGAGCCUUCCUAUGUCUUGCGAGCUAUUGGAGCUGAUGAAGACCUGGCACACUCUUCAAUCAGGUUUGGUAUUGGACGUUUCACUACAGAGGAGGAAGUGGACUACACGGCAGAGAGAUGCAUCCAGCAGGUGCAGAAGUUGAGGGAGAUGAGCCCACUCUGGGAAAUGGUGCAGGAGGGCAUGGACCUGAAGAGCAUUAAAUGGUCUCAGCAUUAGAACUUCCUGGAAGAAACUGCUGCAUAUGACUUUUGUCAUGGUCAGUGACUUGUAAGAUGACCACCAGUGGGACUCUGCUUGCUGUCAACUGUGGAAUGGGUAGAUUAAACCAAGUGCAUCGGUAUACCCUCUGCUGAGUCAUUGUUUUAACAUAAAUGUGGUGAAUUCUAUCCUCUUCUGUCACAUUGGUAAAUUCAAACUUUUAAGCUAUUGGCAAACUUGGUAAGUUCUAGCUAUCGAAAGAAUACAUAAUCAGAAAUGAUUGACGUUUUAAGCAAUCUUGGAUACAGUAUGAAAAACUUUCGCAUACUCUGGUACCUAAUCUGGUGGCUAUCGAUUAGACUUGGAGACAGACCUGUACUAUUUGAUGCAGCACCUAGUGUAAUAUCAGAUAAAAGAAUCCUGUCAUCUUGUAAUCUUCAUACCUCUCUGGGGGAGCAGUUUCGUAUGGCCGAUGGUCUUGCAUCAACUUCACUACCCACUGGAUGAGUGAAGUUAGUUGGUGCUCCUGUGCUGCAGAUGUGUAUGGUUUCCGUUGGAUUCUUUCCUUUCAGUUAAAAGUGGUGGUUGGUCACACUGGUAGAGUGAUCUGCUCAAACUUUGUCUAGCUAGACUCCUGAGCUGGGCUUGUUGGCCCUAGAGGAAUGCUGUCACACACUGUAAACUUACAACUGGAAUCGGAGCGUGAGAGAGAAGGGAAGGCACAAAGGGAUGUCUCACAGUUUAUGCAAACAAACUAACCAAGUACUCAGAAUCUCCUGUGAGCAAUGCAAGUAAUUACACGCAUGCAAGUAAUUUCAGAUUACGGUUAAAACUUUUGUACUUUAUUGACUUGAAUGAACAGUUCUUGUGGUAGAAUAUGGUGACAAAUCCCAAAGCAGUAUACGGUGAUAUAUACUUACGUAAUUUCCUUUGAACUUGACUGUAUUUACAUCAAAUUAGCAUAAUUUUUUUCCCAAUUCCAAACUGAUUCAGGUGCUUGGUUUAUGGUAAAUCUCUCACUGAAGUUGGGGGUAGUGGGUGGGGGUGGGGGGAACGAUCACCAGACUCAGGAAACCUACAAAGGAAAAGUCAGUUUAGAGAUUUGUGGACAGAAAUUGGAAAGGAAAAAGCUGGGUGAUAGUGUGAGAGGAGAUGCUGAACUCCAUCAGCAUAUUUGUAGUGGGGAGAAAAACUGCCUUCUGGCAGUGUUUAUGGUCCAGCAGAAACUGGGGUUGAGAAGCUCCUGUACUUCAGGAGCAGGUGAGAUCUGAUCAUUUGUCGACCCUGUCUGUUAGUAAUACCGGAGUGACAUUUAUCUGCACCCAUAAAUGGGAAAAGUCGUAUCUGUGGCUUCACAAUGAUUUAACAAGACAAUGCCUCAGGCCCAUUUGAAAUUAGAAAGCACAAACUGCUCACUUCAUUCUUUGUUACACUGGUGUAAGAUUUGCUUUAUUUUUUAGAGUUGUCCCAUCCAUUUUAAAGGUGUCGAUUUGUACAUGGUGAUGACGUAAAUGCGUUUUUCUCACGUGAACGUAAGCGUGUGGGUAUGAAAAUAACUUGAGGACAGAGGGGCAUCAUUUGAUUUACCUUGGGUACCCAUAUGUUCACUGGAAGUUCAGAAGCCAAAGUCCCUCUGCUUUGUACUGGAACUAUUGCAUGGAUUCUCUGCACUGAAGCCUGGCUCAAGGACUUGUGAACUUUGCACCUAGAGCUAGACGGUCUCCCAGUGUACCUUCCCCUUAUCCUGCUAUUUUAGCUUUAAUAUAAAACACUCAUGCCUGGAGAAUGCCCAAAACAUUAAAAACAUAGAUUUUAAUGAAUAUUGAUUCCAGGCAAAUGAGCUUCAUUACUUGCAGACCUAGGAAAUGCUCUUUUCAAAGUCAGAGGACCAAAGAGCUGAGAUUUCAAAAGGGAUGAAAGGUAUCACAGAAGUUAUUGUCUCUUCCCAGGAAACCCAUGCACUGUGUGCAUGAUUCCAAUUAACUCAACCUGCCCUUGCUUGGCUAGACCAAUACUAAAUUCUUUUGCCCAUUCAUUACAACUAUUUCUAUACAGGUAUUUGAUGUUUCUUAACAACUUGGACAUGGGUCAGAAUAGUUGUCAGUUAAUCCUUGUAUCAAGAGCAAUCUUAAUUCAACAUAAAUUCUCCCUAUCUCCCAUUGUUCCACUCCCAUUGUUUCAAGGGAAUCAGUUAGGAAUGAGACAAAAGGAUACAGAUCCCAUAUCCAUUGAUUUGCCAGGAUCAUCGCCAUGAUCCUGGGGAAUUAAUCCCCAUUGACUUGAGAGAAAUUUAGUGACCAGAUAAUCCACCAGCCCACAUGCCUCUGACUUGAUCAGGAUUCAGUGUUGGAAAUGUCAUUGUGAAAAGUCCCUGGUUGUGUCUUGUUCACUUGCUGCUGAAGUGAAGCUGAAGGCUGUUCAAAUUAAGUCAGUCGCAACAGCUGUGAGUAACAACUUGAAAGGAAAAUAGGCAGUCCGCAUGCUUUGUCCCAGCACAAUCCAACUGAACUGAAAUUAUAGAACUCUUCUCUCUUGAUAACCUUUUAACUGCAAAAGUGAUAUUUCUCUGGUCUUCAGCUCUCUGCGGUGUUCACUUAUUUGGAGUUUCAUCAGUGACGAUGUGUUGGGUCAUGCUGCAGACCCACUGACAAUCAGGAGGGAAUGGGAAUAGCAUCAAUCAAGCCAAGAUUUUUCCUGUCUUCAGGUGGUAACUGUAAAGGAUGUCAGGAAGUUGCACUGAAGUGUCAACUUUCUAUGUAAUGUACCAUUAGUACAAUUUAUGCUUUCUUUUGUGUUUAAACAUAUUUUGUGUUCUCAAGGACCUUUCGAUCUGCUGUUUUGUUAACAUAACGUACGAGACCUCAUAUAUUAGAGGAUUACGUAACCUUGUGCUAUAGCCAUAGUUUCAAGCAGAUGUUUAUUAAUACUGUUACUCCAAUGUAGAGACUGUAUGUGUAUGGUAAAUAACAGCCAUUUUGCUCUCUGUAAGUUCAGUGGUGUAGUUUUGUAAUUACACAGAAUAAAACCAUUCUUAUCACGACUCAU
This is a messenger RNA of Mobula hypostoma (lesser devil ray), 4453 nucleotides long. RefSeq names its product NFS1 cysteine desulfurase (gene nfs1). Gene Ontology annotation, molecular function: cysteine desulfurase activity; pyridoxal phosphate binding. The transcript is spliced from 13 exons. Bases 86 to 1426 code for a protein of 446 amino acids. The record is from RefSeq and is a predicted model, not a curated record. Lineage: Eukaryota; Metazoa; Chordata; Chondrichthyes; Myliobatiformes; Myliobatidae. Gene Ontology annotation, biological process: [2Fe-2S] cluster assembly. Gene Ontology annotation, cellular component: cytosol; nucleus; mitochondrion.